CGCGUGUUCCCCUACAUCUCGGCCAUGGUCAACAACGGCUCGCUGACCUACGACCACGACCGCGACGGGCGGCCCACGGAGCUGGGCGGCUGCACGGCCAUGGUGCGCAACCUCAACCACGACACCUUCCUGGUCAUCCGCUACGUCAAGAGGAGGCUGACGGUCAGUUCCGUGAGGUAUCCCGGGAUUUGGGAGCCGGGGGGCGGGUAUCCCAGGAUUUGGUGACCGUUCCUUGGAUUUGGUGACCUUUCCCUAGAUUUGGUGAUCAUUUCCGGGAUUUGGUGACCAUUCCUUGGAUUUGGUGACCAUUCCCUGGGUUUGGUGACCAUUCCCUGGGUUUGAUGACCAUUCCCUGGAUUUGGGAGAUGUAGGUGACCAUUCCUUGGAUUUGGUGACCAUUCCUUGGAUUUGGAGACCAUUCCCUGGAUUUGGUGACCAUUCCUUAGAUUUGGUGACCAUUCCUUGGAUUUGGUGACCAUUCCCUGGAUUUGGUGACCAUUCCCUGGAUUUGGUGACCAUUCCCUGGGUUUGGUGACCAUUCCUUGGAGUUGGGGACCAUUCCCUGGGUUUGGGAUCUGUAUUUGGAUUUGGGAUCCCUCCCAUUUGUUUGGAAUUUCCCCCAUUUCCCUGGAUCUGCAGUGGGAAUUCCCCCGUUUCCCCGGAUCAGGAAUCCCCCGUUUUCCCCCGUUUCCCCAGAUCGGAAAUUCCCCGUUUCCCUGUAUCAGGA
Molecule: messenger RNA, 727 nt
Organism: Pseudopodoces humilis (Tibetan ground-tit)
Lineage: Eukaryota; Metazoa; Chordata; Aves; Passeriformes; Paridae
Source: RefSeq, a predicted model, not a curated record